Triplophysa dalaica is the source of this 2121-nucleotide messenger RNA. It is a transcript of the gene ifit9, whose product is annotated as interferon-induced protein with tetratricopeptide repeats 9. The transcript is spliced from 2 exons. NCBI's taxonomy places the organism in Eukaryota, Metazoa, Chordata, Actinopteri, Cypriniformes, Nemacheilidae. Bases 106 to 1530 code for a protein of 474 amino acids. The record is from RefSeq and is a predicted model, not a curated record. Gene Ontology annotation, molecular function: protein binding. Gene Ontology annotation, biological process: defense response to virus. Gene Ontology annotation, cellular component: cytosol.
UUUACUUUCGUUUUCGUGACAUCGAAUGUGACAGCGCAGUGGGGGCAAAGGUCUGAACAAAAACUCCCAUUCGUCAUCUCAUUUGUUAAAACGAGCAUUGAAAGCAUGGAAGCUAAACUCAAUCAGCUGGAAUGCCUUUUCACAUGGGGGGUGGAAAAAUCUGACAUAAGAGAUUUUAACAUUUUGCCGGAAAAACUCCAUGACAGGAUAAAAUUUUGCCCACAGACCUAUCAUGCCACAUUUUUCAACAUUCUGGCAUUCAGCAGCCACUUGGAUGGCAAAACGGAAAGAGCGCUGGAUUAUCUUCAAAAGGCUGAGUCAGCAUUAGAAGAAGACAAAAGAAAAGAUGGCGACUACCUGGUAACAUUCUCCAGUUUUGCAUGGAUCCACUAUCACUUGCAGAACCCCGAAGAUGUGGAAAAAUACCUGAUGAAGGUGAAAAGUAUUUGCAUGGAAAAAGGCUCGUCGGAUAACUCUUGCAACCCGUCCGCAGUGGAUGGUGAGAAAGCGUGGAGCUUUCUGAGGCUUGGAGGAUCAUUUUACGAGCGAGCGAAGGAGAGUUUUCAGAAAGCUCUUGAAGCAGAACCAGACAAUGUGUUGUAUAACGUGGGCUAUGCAGUAGUGCUAUAUAGAAUAGAAGGUAUGAACAGAGAAAGGCAAGUUAGUACAGAAAACAGUGAAACAGUCACACAGCUCAGAAAGGCUCUCAACCUUGAUCCCACAAAUACUGAGAUUAUGGUGCUGUUGGCCCUGAAACUCCAAAGCUUAAAGCGACAAGAAGCCCAGAAGCUCAUAAAAGAAGCCCUCAGGCUGUCCCCUGAUGUCCCGCAGGUGACCAGAUAUGUGGCUAAAUACUUCCGAGCAGAGGGCUCCAUUAAAGAAUCACUAUCAAUCCUUGAGAAAGCAGUAGAGUUGGCUCCAAACUCAUCUUUCCUGCAUCAUCAAAUCGGUCUUUGCCAUAAGCAGCUUCUUAUUCAGAUGUUGGGGGAGAGGAGGCCUGGAAGACGCUUUCCUGCCGCUCAAAUAUCUGCUAAGGCAGCCGAAUGUAUCCUGCACUUUUCAAAGGCUGUAGAGCUAAAAGCUACCAACAUUUACGCCAAAGUGAAUUUAGCAGAAGCCUACGGUGAGAACCGACAACAUGGAGAGGCAGAGAAGAUCUUUACCAGCCUGAUAAGCGACACGUCUCUCAGCGAUUUUGAAAAGCAGCACUGCCACACCUCAUAUGGUUUGUUUUUGCUCUACAAGAGAAAGGAUGAUGAAAAAGCAAUCGGUCAGUUCAAGAUAGCAUACGCGAUUCCCAUAUACAGCUAUGACAGAAAAAACACUGGCAAGAAGCUCAAACAGAUUGCAGAGAAGCGUCUCAACACACGUAACAAAGUCAAAGAAGCAUUUUACAUUUUGGCUUUUGUAUCUGCUGAAGACAAAGAAGAGGCACAAGCGGAAAUAUAUCUCAAGAGAGCCCAACAACACUCAGAUACUGAUAUGCUUUCAGAAACCUUUGCCAAGGGAAUGAGAAUAAAACAUAACUGAACUGUUACUUGUCCAGUUCAUAUAUUUCGCAAAAGACUUGCUAUUAUUAGUAAUGCCUUACACUGUAGAAAUUUGCUGUAGUUUUUGCAGCAGGUUUGCCAUUACUGCAGACUUAGUAUAAUUUCCAAUUAGAACUGUUUUCAAUUUAAUCUAAAUAAAAAUACAUUGACUAGAUUCAAAAUGAGCAAGAAGAGACUGGCAUUAGCACAGCAACACUCCAAAAACAGAAUAUUUUCUCAAAAAGUAUUAAGUUCAAUUACAAUACAUUUACAUAAGAAAAGUGACCAGAUACUUAGUCUUGUUUUUAUGAAAGAAAAAUAUACAGCCUAGGUAAAUUUAUGCUUAAACCAAAAUUGUACAUGUAAUCUACAAUAAAUUACUGGCAAACCUGCUGCAAAAUUAGAGCAAUGUUUUAAAGUGUACUGUACUCUUUAUAAUCUAUAUUAAACAUUUUAAUUUUGCACAUGGCAUAUAAACAGUCUGGCACGAAAUGGCUGUUUACACAGAAUGCAAUAAUAUCCUGUAUAAGUUAUUGAAUGUAAUAUGUUAAUCAAUCUAAUUUACAUUAAUAAAAAUAUAGCCUGAAACCAG